AUGAUAAAAAAAGGUACAUUAGUUGAAGAUACAAAAACAGUUGUUAAAGCUUCAAACCAAAGCGAAUCAUUUAUUAUUAAUCAUGAACAUUUCGAAGGACCAUUUGAUUUAAAAGAAGAAGAUUUAUAUGAUCGAUAUUUACAGGGUCCUAAUCAAUGGCCUCGUGGUAUGCCAGAAUUUUGUCGAGCAGUUUUGACUUAUUAUCAUGAAAUAGAAAAUGGCCAUCGAUCCAUUGGUUUACGGAUGCUUCAUCAUCCACCACAAUCUUCACCAGUACCAGACGGUGUUUUUGGUAGUUCACCACAUUGUGAUCAUGGCUUCAUUACUAUUUUAUCUCAAGAUGAUGUGGGUCGUUUACAAAUAAAAACACCGAAUGGCGAAUGGAUUUCAGCUCCAAAUAUGAUUACAUCAAAUAGUGAAACUGCUUUCCAACUCAACCUUGGUGAUAGCGCUUCGAAAUGGGCAAAUGAUUGUUUUACUAGCAACUCCUCAUCGUGUACACGGUGGUGUCCAACUGAUAAACAGCCUAACUAUGAACCACAAACGUAUGGGCAACAUUUAAAAACUUCGCUAUCGAAUGAUUAUGCUGAAUUGUAUAAAACAAUUGAUGGUGCUAGUAAUGAAGAUACCAAAAAUGCAGAAACAAACUCAAGAUGA
This is a messenger RNA of Rotaria socialis, 657 nucleotides long. NCBI's taxonomy places the organism in Eukaryota, Metazoa, Rotifera, Eurotatoria, Philodinida, Philodinidae. The record is from the annotation of a GenBank genome assembly.